Messenger RNA from Scomber japonicus (chub mackerel), 4700 nucleotides. RefSeq names its product meningioma 1b (gene mn1b). The record is from RefSeq and is a predicted model, not a curated record. NCBI's taxonomy places the organism in Eukaryota, Metazoa, Chordata, Actinopteri, Scombriformes, Scombridae. Gene Ontology annotation, biological process: regulation of DNA-templated transcription. The transcript has 2 exons. Bases 900 to 4637 code for a protein of 1245 amino acids.
CGCAUCGGAGGCGCUUCACUGCAGAGCGCAUUACCGGCAAUGGGUGAAGGAAGCUGUCAAGGCGCUCCGUAGUUGUGGAGUUAAGGUAGUGCACGCUGCACAGCUCCGGGUUUGGGUCGCUCGGACCGGACGCUCCGGCUCUCCGGUGCUUAGUUUGGAGAGCAGUGUUCGUGGACUUUACAUCACACUGGACUUUUGGCCACAAGCCUGCUCUGCAAUCGUCGAGAUUUUGAAGGACACCGUUGGGCAUUAUUUAUUUGAGAAAGAUUUGUGUGUCCCCCUCAAAGCCACAGAGAUAGUUUUAACAAUACGGCUCCAAUUGGACUUUUUCCUUGUUUCCAGUAUGGGACCUUAUACAAAAAGGCGCUCUGGGACAUUUGACAUUGGACUGGAAUAAUGAAUUAGAUGUCAGAAAUUAUAAUAUUCCCCGUUCGGUCGCUUUAAAUUCUACUGCGCUCUCCUGUUAGUUUGUUAGCAAGAUGUUUGCCCUGAAGAAAUGCGCCCAGAAAAACUUUGGAAUAUUAUAGGUCACUCGUGCCGAAAGUUAGAUAACAGUGUUAUAAAUGUGUUUACUUAAUUAAAGACAAAAAAGAAGAGCGGCCAAGUGCACGCAUAAAUAAGGGAACGGGGACGCAAUUUACGUGCGUAUUUGGAAACAGUCUGUCCCCUCUUUCCUCCUCGUCCUUGGAGAAGUUGAAAAACAAAACAAUGAGAAUGUAUUUGGUGAGUGUUAACAUUUAAAUAAGAUAGGGCAGUUAAAUCUGUAGUGUAAUACAUAUCUUUGAAUCGUUUUUUUGUAUUUCUCUCUUUUUUUUUUUCUUUUGGGGACAGACGGAAAAACAGACAGUGUGCCGAUGUCUGGCAAACUUGCCGUCAUGUGGGAUUGAUUGCAGGGGAGUAUGUUUGGGCUGGAGCAGUUUGGUUCUCAGAUUAAUAGCAGAAACCCUGGCCAGUCAGAGAGAAACAUAAACCAGCCGAGACUGAACAUGGGCUCCCAUUAUAAAGGCCCCGGUUUUCACGCUGGAGGCCCGCCGGGAGCCGUGGAACCCGGCAUGGGCCCACUGAGUGAGCCGCAAAUGCUCGGGCUUAAUAUGAACAUGAACGGGGAACAGUACGGGGGCUUUCACCCGCGGGGCCACUCGGACAUGCAUGCAGGCGGCGGACUUCAGCAGCAGCAGCAAGGACCCAUGCAUGGAUUUUUUAACAACCAGCAACCUCAUCAAGGACAUCCACACGGCCAUCAACCUCACCCCCACCAACAUCACCCCCACUUCAGUGGGAAUUUUGGAGGCCCAGAGCCAGGGUCAUCAUGCCUGCAUGGUGGCAGGCUAAUGGGCUACAACAACAAUGGCAUGGGACCACAGCAGGGCUUUGGAGAAGGAUUUGAUCCUCUCGCUGAGGGACAGGCAGGUGAUGGCUUUCCCCAACAGCAGCAGCAGCAACAGCGGCCUGGUAACAUGCCUGACUUCCAACAUCAUGGGCCUCCCAGUGGCAGCCAUGCUGUCCCUGCCCCCUGUCUACCCCUGGACCAGUCACCUAACAGGGCAGCAUCCUUUCACGGUCUCCCCUCCUCCUCAUCUUCCUCCUCAGAGUCUCAUGGCCUGGAGCCUAGGCGGAUGCCCAACCAGGGAGCUGUGGAGGGAUUAGAAUAUAACUUCCCUAGUGAGCCUCCAUCUGGACAUUUUGAUGUACCUGUAUUUUCCCCAUCAGAAUCAGAAUCUCAGUUACCCCAUUUUGGGCCAGGAAGGCCAGUUCCCAGUGGGAAUUUUCCAGGGAACCCGGGCAUGCCACGGACACCAGGUAUGCAGGCCAUGUCUAAGGGACACCAGCCACCUCCACAGCCCCAGCAGCCUCAACAUGGAGUGUUUUUUGAGCGUUUUGGAAAUGGCCGGAAGGUGCCCGUGGGAAUGGAGCCGGGGGUCAAUGCGAGACAUCCUCUCAUGCAGCAGCAACAACAGGCUGGCUUGAUAGCCAGACAGAACUCAUGCCCCCCUGGCCUCCCCCGACCCCCUCAGGCUGAGCCCGGCUCCACUAACCCUAACAUUCUGGACGGAGGGGUCAUGAUGCCUGGCCAACACAACCAGUUUGAAUAUCCCAUUCACAGACUGGAAAAUAGGGGUCUGCACCCCUAUGGGGACCCAAUGUUUAAUAUGCAACAGCCAGCUCCUCCUCCCUCCCAGCAGCCCCAAAAUCAGAGGCUGCAACACUUUGACUCUCCUUAUAUGAACAUGGCAAAAAGGCCUAGAUUUGACUUUCCUAAUGCACAUGGUGGUGAAGGCUGGUGUGGUGGCAUGGACAACCACCUCUCCCCUUCUGCCUACCCUGGACUGCCUGGAGAGUUCACCCCACCUGUAACUGAAGGUUUCCCACCAGGUCCCCUGCAGCAUCCAGGGCCUGAGCAGCAGUCUCUGCAGCAGCGCCAGAAUGCAGCCAUGAUGAUAAAACAGAUGGCUUCUCGCAACCAGCAGCAGAGGAUGAGGCAGCCCAGUCUGCAGCAGCUGGGUCACCAUGGUGAUGUACCUCCUGGCCCCAUGGCUCAUGGAGGUCCAGUUGGGAGCAUUUCUCAGCCCAACUUUGACAGGGAUAAUGGUGGCAGGAUGCCCAACAUUGAUGGACAAAAUCCUCAUGUAACUCAGGAGAACUCCUGGUUCCAAGGGUCCCACCCACCAGGGGAGAUGAUGUCACGACGUAUGGGUGGAGCAAGUAAUGAAUCAGGGCCCCAUGACAUGGGGCUACAGCAGAAUGGGGCUGGUAUGAUGUUUAGGCCAGGCAUGGGCAUGCAGGAGCCCAUGAGAAUACCAGGAGAUGGGCAUGUACAGGCCCUCCAUUCCCCGGGCAUGCACUCACAGUUCAGCGGCAAUAUGGGCAACCUCUCACAAAUGCAGUCACCAGGAGCAGGAACAGGGCAUCCGAAUGCACCAGCAGACAGGCGGCCAGCUGAUUUCCCUGCACCUCCAAUGGGAGCACAGCCAACGUUUCCCUAUGGAGGGGCUAACCGUCAGGGGCCAGCCCACAGCGUUCCCCAGGGGGUGAACACCUCACCAGGGAGCUACCCUCCUCAGUCUGAGUUUCCCUCAGGCCAGCGGUCGUCUGUUAGUAAGCUUGGAGCCCUGUCCCUCGGGAACUUCAACAAAACCAGCACUAAAGACAGUGUUUUCGGCCAGAGCUGUCUGGCGGCCCUUUCUACGGCCUGCCAGAACAUGAUUGCAAGCCUAGGGGCCCCCAAUCUCAACGUAACAUUCAACAAGAAGAACCAAAAUGAGGGCAAGCGAAAACUGAGUCAGACAGAGCAGGACAUUAAUAGCAGCACAUCUAAUGGGACUGGCAGUGCUGGUCCUGAAUAUUUUCAGAGCAGCACUUCCCAGAACAGCCAGAUGCCUGGCACCGGGAAUAGCAACUCUAAGCCUGCAAGUCAAAGCCAGACGGUGCAGGGGGAAGCCAGUGCCCUCUCCCCAAAUUACAACAUGGACGCUACCCCGUGCAGUGAGGGGAAGGCAACAACAGGGAGUGGGAGAGGGAGAGGGAGGAGAAAAAGAGACAGUGGACAUGUGAGCCCUGGAAUUUUUUUUUCCUCUGACAAUGGUAACCCUGUUGUAAGUCCAGGCCAGCAGACCCCUUCAGCUGGCGUUGGGGAGAGGGGUGGGGGCACGCCCCAUGAGAAACACCUCCAGUCACCCUCUUGGGGAAAAGGAGGUGAACUAAUGUUGGGGGACCAGGGUGACCUGAUGCCUUCUCUGGAUAGUGGCAUUCAAAGUGUUGCCAAGUCUGACAGUAGCUCACCAAGAGUGGAUUUUCCUGAUGAUAUCAGCACCCACUAUGGCAACGAGGAUGAGGUGUCCUCCAGCUCAGAUGCAGGAGGGACCUCAGCCACCAAGCCUAAUCGCAGCCCUAUGAUCACUGGCUCACCAAAAAUGCAAAGAGGUGACCAUGGAUUGAUAAAUGGACAGAAGCCCCUAGCCAUGGGCAUUAACAAUCUUUCUACCUCGACACCGGACAGCUAUGGACUGAAUGCUUGUGGGGGCACAGGGGCCAGUGGGGUAAGCCACCCAGGGACUCCUGGGGUGGAGCAGGUACGCACCCCAUCCAGCACCUCUGGCCAGGAAGAAAUCCAUCCUCUGGAGAUUCUGCAGGCCCAGAUCCAGCUACAGCGGCAGCAAUUCAGUAUCUCUGAGGACCAGCCUCUGGCCAUGAAGAAUGGCAAAAAGAAUGGCGACUGUCCCUCACAGAACGGAGACAAUGAGCUGGCGAGCUGCAGUCCGGAUGCUGGAAAGGGCUCAAUGGGCACUAUUGACCUUGACACCCUCAUGGCAGAGCAGCACGCCACCUGGUACGUGCCCAGUGACAAGGCCAUGAUUGACGGGUCAGAGGAUGACAAGGCCAUGGGACCCUGGGAAAAAAAUAAGAGCCAAAACAACAGUAAAGAAGAAUCAGAGCUGUCCCAGAGUAAGGCUGGAGUUGGGGCCCCUGGGGCCGGAGGAGGUGGGAGCAACGGAGGGAACCACCUGCAGUGCCUGUCCGUUCACUGCACAGACGAGCUGGGGGACAGUAAGGGCCGAGGGGGGCCUGUCUCCUCCUGGCGCUCUCUCCACUCUGAUAUCUCCAACCGAUUUGGGACAUUUGUGGCCGCACUGACUUGAAUGAAAAGCUGGCCGAACAGGAAGAAGGAAAAAAGAUCACAAAAUUAGAAGAAGAAGAAGAAG